UGAGUGAGGGGAAAGUGAGUGUGGAAAGCGCUGAAGCGGAAACGGAAGGAGCCUCUCUUUUUCGCCUUUCCUGCCUUCUCCGCUUCUGUCGAGACAAAGAAAAGAGGCCUGAGGUCGGUUUGGGAGAUGAUCUGAUGUCAUCUGGUUGAACUUUUUAUCUACCAAAAUGUCAAAAAGGCCAUCUUAUGCCCCACCACCCACCCCAGCCCCCACAACCCAAAUGCCCAGCACACCAGGGUUUGUGGGAUACAAUCCAUACAGCCAUCUGGCCUACAACAACUACAGGCUGGGAGGGAACUCGGGCACCAACAGCCGGGCCACGGUAGGAGAAUCAACUAUUACGUCAUCCGGCAAACAACAGGAAGUGACCAGAAAUGGCUUUAGAGCAUCAUCAGGCAUUACAAUCCCCAAGCCCCCCAAGCCUCCAGAUAAGCCACUCAUGCCCUAUAUGAGGUACAGUAGGAAGGUCUGGGACCAAGUGAAGGCGUCCAACCCUGACUUGAAGUUAUGGGAAAUUGGGAAGAUCAUUGGAGGGAUGUGGCGAGACCUCACUGAUGAAGAGAAGCAAGAGUACUUAAAUGAAUAUGAAGCAGAAAAGAUAGAGUACAACGAGUCAAUGAAGGCCUAUCAUAAUUCACCUGCUUACCUUGCCUACAUCAAUGCAAAAAGCCGGGCUGAAGCAGCAUUGGAAGAAGAAAGCCGGCAAAGGCAGUCCCGUAUGGAGAAAGGUGAACCUUAUAUGAGUAUCCAGCCUGCUGAAGACCCAGACGAUUAUGAUGAUGGGUUUUCUAUGAAACACACUGCCACAGCUCGUUUCCAGAGAAACCACCGCUUAAUAAGUGAGAUCCUGAGUGAAAGUGUAGUCCCUGAUGUCAGAUCAGUGGUCACCACAGCUAGGAUGCAGGUUCUCAAGCGCCAAGUCCAGUCCUUAAUGGUCCACCAGCGGAAACUAGAAGCUGAACUCCUACAGAUAGAGGAACGUCAUCAAGACAAGAAGCGGAAGUUUUUGGAGAGUACAGAAUCCUUUAACAAUGAGCUGAAGAGGCUAUGCAGCCUGAAGGUAGAGGUGGACAUGGAGAAGAUUGCUGCAGAAAUUGCUCAGGCAGAGGAACAGGCCCGUAAGCGGCAGGAGGAAAGGGAGAAAGAAGCAGCGGAGCUAGCAGAACGCAAUCAGAACAGUGCAAGUACUGAAGAAGAGCAAGCUGCUAGCAAGGCAGAGGAGAAGAAAGAAGAGGGGUCAACUCCCAUGGAAACAGAAGAACCUCCUCCUGAAGAACCUAUUGAGAACCAGCAAAAUGGUGAAGGGACAUCCACACCAGAAGACAAAGAAAGUGGACAAGAAGGAGUUGAGAGCAUGGCAGAGGAAGGAACAAGUGACAGCAACACUGGCUCAGAAAGUAACAGUGCCAUGGUUGAAGAACCCCCAGCUGAUCCAGUAGUUGCAGAAGACAUUGAAAAGAAAGAAUAAAUAUAUAGCUUCUACUUUUCAUGUAUCCCUCUUUUUUAAAUAAAUUAACAUCACAGGGAAGAGUGGAGUGUUGAUCACUGUUGGUAUUGUUGUUUUCUAUGAUUCCACUACCAAAUAAAUAUUGGGCAUUUUUAUUGUUAGAAAUGUUUGUGAUGCCACUGGAUUGAAAUGGCUAGGGAUGAGCUAAGGCUUUUGGGUGACUAGCUGACAUAGAAACAGGUCCCAGCUCAUAUUUUGCUGUAAUACAGAACAGCAUCAUAUCUCUCCCAAAUAAACAGUUUUGUUAUA
This is a messenger RNA of Sceloporus undulatus (fence lizard), 1756 nucleotides long. RefSeq names its product SWI/SNF related, matrix associated, actin dependent regulator of chromatin, subfamily e, member 1 (gene SMARCE1). Gene Ontology annotation, molecular function: nuclear receptor binding; nucleosomal DNA binding. The transcript has 11 exons. Bases 167 to 1468 code for a protein of 433 amino acids. The record is from RefSeq and is a predicted model, not a curated record. Gene Ontology annotation, biological process: negative regulation of DNA-templated transcription. Gene Ontology annotation, cellular component: SWI/SNF complex. NCBI's taxonomy places the organism in Eukaryota, Metazoa, Chordata, Lepidosauria, Squamata, Phrynosomatidae.